AUGGAGGACCUGAUUCGUGCUCCUGAAGUAGAUGCCUUAGAGGAGCAACUACUAACAAAAACAGAGAGGAAGCAACGAGCAACAAAAAGAUUAUACGAAGCAGCAGAGGCAAAUAAUACAGAUAAGGCACUUGCUCAGCUUAAGGAAGGAGCAGAUGCUGCUGUUGAGGAUGCUGCCCAAUGGAGUGCCCUCCAGUGGGCAGUGGUCCACGGGAACGAGCAGAUGGUGAGGGAUUUGCUGCAGUAUGGAGCAGCAGAGCCACUAGUGCAGCAGCAGCAGCAACAGCAGCAGCAGCAACAACAACAACAGAAGCAGCAGCAGCAGCAGCUGCUGCAGCCGCCCCUUUUGAGCAUUGAAACACAGUCGUGGCAGCUGCAGCCGAAACUGCAGCAGCUGCUGCACCGCGAGCAGCACAGGAGGCAGCAGGCAAUAGAGAAACGCAUGUAUCGCCCCCACAAACAGCAAGAUGAGGCUCCUUCUGCUGCUGCACGAGCAGCAGCAGCAGCUGCUGCCGCUGCACGAGCAGCAGCGGCGGAAAAAUCCUCUACAGCCACGCCAGCAGCUGCUGCUACGGGUGGCCAGCAGCAGGAGCAGCAGGAGCAGCAAGAGAAAUCACCAGGAGAUGCAGCAGCAGCAGCAGCAGCACAACCAGCAGCAGCAGCAGCAGCAUCUACUCCAGGAGGUCAACAGGAACAAUCUCCAGUGGUGCCGCCAGCAAGGAGGAAAUAUUCUCCACUACACUGGGCAGCAUUUAAAGGAGAGACACAUAUUUUUUAUUUGUUGCUGAAGGCGGGCCUUUCUCCUUUUGCUAGAGACCUCUUUGGCAACACUGUCCUGCACCAGGCACUAACAGCUGAGCAGCGGCUGAUUGCUGCCUUUGAGGAAGGAACACUGCGUGCGCUGCAGCAGCAGCAGCAGCAGGAAGUUUUGUUUGGCUCUAAGGCGUACGUAAAAGGACUGCAGCAGCAGCAGCAGCAACAGCAGCAACCGCAGCAACAGCAGCAACAGCAGCAGCAACAGCAGCAGCAACAGCAACAACAGCAGCAACCAGAUGACGGCCAAGCACAGCAAGCAACAGAAAAUAAGGAAUCACAGCAGCAGCAGGAUCAGCAGCAGCAAGAGCAGCAGGAGCAGCAGCAAGAGCAGCAACAGCAGCAGAACGAGGAAAACCAGGAAAAUCAUCAUCAGCAUCAUCAUCAUCAUCAUCAGCAGGCUGAGUCUGUUGAGCAGCAGCAGCAGCAGCAGCAGCAGCACGAAGGUUUUCAUCUCCUUGAUGUAGUAACAUCAUUAGUAGCAGAAGGAGAGAGUUGCUGCUGCAGCGAGAGUUUGCUGCUGCAGCUAAAAUGCUGCAGACGUUUGCUGCUAGCAGAAUAUCAUCUAACUAAUCUGCUGCAGUGUAUAGGCACCAAUAAUGCAUGCCCACCAACCCAUCUAUUCGAGUAA
This is a messenger RNA of Eimeria maxima, 1443 nucleotides long. RefSeq lists its product as hypothetical. Bases 1 to 1443 code for a protein of 480 amino acids. The record is from RefSeq and is a predicted model, not a curated record. Lineage: Eukaryota; Apicomplexa; Conoidasida; Eucoccidiorida; Eimeriidae. Gene Ontology annotation, molecular function: protein binding. The transcript has 5 exons.